Mesocestoides corti is the source of this 270-nucleotide messenger RNA. NCBI's taxonomy places the organism in Eukaryota, Metazoa, Platyhelminthes, Cestoda, Cyclophyllidea, Mesocestoididae. The record is from the annotation of a GenBank genome assembly.
AUGCCUGUUUUGUUUUGUCCCGUAUGUGAUUCUCUAUUGUCAAUCGAAGAAUCUUCUCAUUGUUAUGCUUUAAAUUGUACCGAUCCUAGUUGUGCGUACCAAUGGUUCGUGACCUCACUUAUUGUUUCUUCUGCCCAAAUAGAGGAGAAGUGCCCGAAAUGUGGUCAUAACCGAGCCUAUUUCAUCCAGAUGCAGACACGGUCAGCCGAUGAACCCAGCACUACAAAGUAUUCAUGCAUGAAGUGUGAGUUUGUAUGGACCGAAAACUAG